Chelonia mydas (Green sea turtle) is the source of this 1012-nucleotide messenger RNA. RefSeq names its product arrestin domain containing 5 (gene ARRDC5). Lineage: Eukaryota; Metazoa; Chordata; Testudines; Cheloniidae. Gene Ontology annotation, biological process: protein transport. Bases 1 to 945 code for a protein of 314 amino acids. The record is from RefSeq and is a predicted model, not a curated record. The transcript is spliced from 3 exons. Gene Ontology annotation, cellular component: cytoplasm.
AUGUCGGUGGUGAAAUCGAUUAACCUGGUGCUGCCUGAAGAUACGGUGUAUUUGGCAGGCUCCAGCAUAGAUGGCCAAGUGAUCCUGAGCCUUAACAAAUCUUUGAUCAACCCCAUAGUGAAGGUAGAGCUCGUGGGAAGAGGCUAUUUGGAGUGGAAUGAAGAGAUUAAUGCUGACAAGGAUUACAGCAGAGACAUUGUCUGCAAUAACAAGGCUGACUACAUCAAUAAAACAAAGACAUUCAAAAUAGCGGAUAACUGGCUAGGUUCGGGCACCCACACCUUUGACUUCCAUUUCAACUUACCUGACAGACUUCCAUCGACAUUCACCAGCAACAUAGCCCGUGUCUCCUACUUCGUCAAAGCCUCCUGCGCCAGUCGAGAGCUCAUCUUAGCCAAGCAGAAGAAAUAUUUACUAGUGCAAGGGACCUCUGGCAUCCUUAAAGAUAAAAUACAAUCCCAGUACCCUUUGGUGGUGGAAGUCGACAAGCACAUAGCUUAUCAUUGCUGCUUCAAACACGGCCUCGUCAUCCUCCGGAUUUCCUUGGAGAAAAACACAUUCGCCCCCGGUGAACACAUCAUCUUCACAACAGAGAUUGACAACCAGACAAGCAGGUCCAUCAGGAAGGUGGUUUUUGCCUUGUACUCCAUCAUCCUCUACCUGGGCUACACCGUCAGGGCAGAACGGCGCUUCUUGGAAGACCGAAACGAAGUGAUGAGGCUGGAGUCCAAAACCAAGGCAGCCUCCUUUGAGGUCACAAAGAUCACCAGCAUGUUCCCCCUGCCCAAAUUACUGUCUGUCAGCAGCAUGUCCAUAGCUAACGAUAUCAUGGAAGUCCGGUAUGAGCUGAUAGGGACUGUUUACCUUCCCUGGUCCAUGACCACAGUUGUGGCCAAAGUGCCUAUCAUCAUAAGAACCACAGCUGUAGGCAUUCCUGAGGACUAGCAGGGGGGUGCAGAUCUGCACCAGAUGCGAAGUGACCAUGUGGAUGCACCCAGCGUUUUCAGAUGAA